AUGGAUAAUAUUGACAAUAUGGAAAGAAAAAACUCCUCACCUCAGGUGAAUAUAAAAUUUCUCUCACUCAACCUUUUCCUUCGUCCUCCGCUUAUUCAUACAAAUGAAAGUGAUUAUAAGGACGAUCGAUUGCGGUAUUUUAUCCGUAAUAUAAUUCACAACUACGACAUUAUAUGUCUCCAAGAAGUUUUUUCUUCUUACACCCUUAGGCAAAAUCGCCUAAUUCAAGGAGCAGAAAAUAGGCAGUUUUUAUAUUCAGUAAGAAGCCCAAAGCCAAAGUUAUGAUCAACACAGAUUGUAGACUGUGGGCUAGUAAUUCUAACUCCCACUCAAGGAGGGGGUUAUUUUUAUUUUAAAAAAAUUAUAUAUAAAUUUUAUAGAAAAAUUUUUUUUUCGAAAUUUUAAAAAAAAAUCCUAAUUUGCAAAAUUGGGAAGCAAAUUUUAAUUUAAUUUAUAAAAUUAUGUUUUAAAACACAAUUUUUUUAAAAUUAAACAGAAUUAGCUAUACUAAUUUCACUUAUAUAUCAAUUUUUUUUUUAACAAAAAAAUUUUGUUCACUCACGGAGGGUGGGUUUUUGGGCAAAAAAUAGGGAUUUUUUCCAAUGGUUUUUUUCACUCACGGAGGGGGAGUAAGCAAGUAUCGUAUAGUAGAAAGUGAAUUCAAGCCUUUUACAUAUUCAUUGCUUCCCGACAGAUUAUCAUAUAAAGGUAUGCUAUAUGCAAAAAUUUCAAUUAAUGGGAAAAACGUUCAUGUAUUUACGUCUCAUUUGCAGUCUAAACAUCCUACUGAGGACAGCGCUCAGUACUUGGCAUAUAGACUUGUUCGGAGAUCACAAUUGAUAGAAAUGAGGAAUUUUGUUGAUGAUAAAAUUGGGAAGUCAAAUGACGCUGUCAUUAUUGCAGGAGAUUUAUAUCAGUUUAUAAAUGAUUAUUAUUUAUGAUUAAUCAAGAUUUAUUUAUUAAUAAUAAGAGAAUUAUCAUUCAAUUAUGUAUAAAUAUAGAUGGAAGAGAAGAACUUAAGCCUCCCGCAUUUCCAGUAUAUUAUAUUUAGGACAUUGAGUGCAAAGAUGACUAUGAACACUUUAUCAAUAUUUUAUCAAAAUAUGGAAAAUCAGACUUAAUUGAUGUAAUGAGGACCAAAUAUGGGUAUUCUCCAGCUACAUUUGGUAGACAUGAUGAAAAUAAUAAUCCACUUGAAACAGUACUCACUGCUUCAGACCAAACCUUAUGGGAUGAAUCAUUAGAUCAUAUUCUGAUGAUUAAUGAAAAAGCUAGUGGGGUCACUAUCAAUUGGACUGAGACUUGUGUAGAGCCGUUUUAUACUCCUGGACAGCCAUUUACUCAGAUUAGUGAUCACGCAGGAGUUCAAAUUUCUUUUAGGUGUUAA
This is a messenger RNA of Blepharisma stoltei, 1387 nucleotides long. NCBI's taxonomy places the organism in Eukaryota, Ciliophora, Heterotrichea, Heterotrichida, Blepharismidae. The record is from the annotation of a GenBank genome assembly.